Acanthosepion pharaonis is the source of this 468-nucleotide messenger RNA. The record is from the annotation of a GenBank genome assembly. Lineage: Eukaryota; Metazoa; Mollusca; Cephalopoda; Sepiida; Sepiidae.
AUGAUGAUUGAAUGGGAAAAAUACUUGGACAUAAACAUUUUUUCUUCCUACUUACGCGGAAUGUUAUUUACAAAAAUAGUUUCUCUAACUGACUAUCUAUCUAUCUAUCUAUCUAUCUAUCUAUCUAUCUAUCUAUCUAUCUAUCUACAUCAGCAGGAGAAUUAUAUUAAUUUGCAUCUAUCUAUCUAUCUAUCUAUCUAUCUAUCUAUCUAUCUAUCUAUCUAUCUAUCUAUCGUUUUCUUCUCAAUGGAGUCAAAUUCUGAUUUCAGAUUAACUCAUUUUGCUGUGGAGUCUUGUCAAUGCAAAGCAUGGUUCAUUAACAUUACCUGGUAUUUAACUCAAAGAAAAAAAAUUAAAGUUGAGAACAAGAACAAAAAUCUUCCUCAUAUUCGGCUGUUUUUCCUGUAUCAGCUUAAUGCUUUCCUUUCUCAUCUACUUAUUGUUGGUGCAGUCGAUUCGUUUCCUUGA